GCUGAGCCGGAAGCUGGAAUUAUUGUGUCUGCAGCCCUUCCUAAUGAUGUGCUCGACAAUCCUGCUCCUCCUGCUGACACUCCUGGAUUCCAUCGUGACGUACAGAGAGAUGAAGAACUUUAUUUCCAUCCUGUGGGUGGAAUUUCACCAUGGCAAAGGAGUUAAAUUUCCUUAUCGCAACCCCAUGAAGUGGAGAGAGAUGAUAUUACACCGAGAAUAUUCUCAUCCAGAGCUCAGCAAUGAUUUUAAUAAAAGUCAAAGUGGCCGCAACCGCACAAUAAACUGGAGCGAGUGCAUCGGGUACAAGCACCCACAAUUGACUUUCCUGUCGAGAGUUACAUUCUGGUGGCUGACACCGCUUCUGUGGCGCGGCUGGUGGAAGCCACUGGAGCCGGAGGAUUUGGGAAAUUUGAGUGAAGAGGACACUUGUCGCUAUCACUAUGACAAAUUCCUCCUCAACUGCCGCAGCUCGGCGUCCAGAUCCUUGUGGCGUGCCUACAUGCGGACGUACUGGCGAGAGACGGCGCUCGGCGGCGCUCUGAGGCUGCUCAGCGACGCCAUGACGCUCGUGGGGCCGCUGGGCAUCUCCCUGGUGGUGGAGUACGUGGCGCACGACCAGAGCCUGGCGGCGCAGAGUGCAGCCAACGCCACAGCUCACGUGAGCGUGAGUGAUGACAUCCACUUUGUCACUUGGCGUGACUUGGUGACGAACGGAUGGUUCGUGGCGGUGGUGCUGCUGCUGGCGUCGCUGGCGCAGGGCACCCUCUCGCAGUCCUCCACCCACGUCAUCAGCAUGGUGGGAAUCCACCUCAAAGCCGCCAUUCAGGGGCUCAUCUAUCGCAAAACCCUCUCCCUCAGUCCGGCCUGCUUCCGCCACGCCGACUCCACCGCGGCGCCCGACCCAGAAGAGCACGCAGCAGAUGGAGAGGCGCACAGCGAGACCGAUGCGGGAUCCAUUACCAAUUUGAUGACGGAGGAUGCGGAGAACAUCAUGUCAUUCUUCUGGAUCAUUCACUACGUGUGGUCGAUACCUCUGAAGAUAUCCAUUGUAAUUUAUUUGCUAUAUUUGAAAUUGGGCUGGAGCGCAGUAUUCGGAUCAUUAAUUUGUGUGGCUUUAAUGACGCCGUUACAAUUUAUAAUUGGAAAAAUGAUGUCAAAAAAUGCGGAAAAAAUGUCGCAAUACACAGAUGAGCGAUUAAACAAAUUGAAUGAAAUACUUUUGGGCAUUCGGAUAAUAAAGCUGAAUGCUUGGGUGGAAAGCUUCAAGGAACGCCUCCACGCUUGCCGUGAAAAGGAGUUAAGACCCAUGAAAUUGGACUGUGUCUACUGGACGGCACUGACCUUCCUCACUCAUGUGGCGUCAAUUCUCAUUGCUUUUGUCACACUGGCCAUUGCCACCGGCUAUGAAGGUGAUUUUUCAUCGAGCCGAGUCUUUUCUGCCCUGGCGCUCUUCAAUCAGCUCACCAUUGCACUCUUUAUCUUCCCCAUAACCGUGCCCAUUACCAUUUCCGCCAUCAUAAGCACGAGACGCCUGGAGACUUUUAUGGCCAUGCCAGACGUUCACAAGGAGGUGGAUGGGAGCCAAAAUGUGGCACGUGUUCUCAGUCGUGGCGAUAAUUUGCUGGAUAUCUAUGAAAAUGAAGAUCUCAGCGACACGGACGCGCCUGACAAUGGUGCUCACGUGACGGAAUGCCCGGCGGCGGGGGGCGCUCCCGGCCCCACGUCGGGCCACAGGGGCAAGUCGAAGCUGCGGAAGAGCAGCCUGAGUCUGUACAGUCAGCUGGAGCGCAACCGGGAGAGGCGAAAGGCUCCCGGCAAGGAUUCAACUGCACCCGCUGAACAACCGCCCAGCAUAUCCGAUUCAACAGUGCUCAGGAUAACUAAUGGGGUGUUCACAUGGAACAAGAAUCACUUAAAUGCUAUCAAUUUGGCCAUAGAGCAUUUACAAGUGAAUAAGGGCGCCCUCGUGAUGGUGGUUGGUCCCAGCGGCAGCGGAAAAUCAUCCCUGUUGGCCGCCCUGCUGCGCGAAAUCCACCUCAUUUCCGGAUCACUCGCGUGGAACAGAUUUGCCACGGUGGCAUAUGUGUCACAGACUUCGUGGGUGCUCAACACCUCAAUAAGGGACAACAUCCUGUUCGGCGAAUCCUUCCGACCGAAGAGAUACGACAAAGUUGUGGAGGCAUGUGCCCUCAAACCGGACAUUGAAUUGAUGCCGGAACAGGAUUCAACCAUAAUUGGCGAACAGGGAAUCAAUUUGUCUGGCGGUCAGAGGCAACGAAUUGCAAUUGCACGAGCACUGUAUUCCUCAGCCAAUGUCGUCAUCAUGGAUGAUCCCUUCUCGGCAUUGGACCAUGAAGUUACGAAAUUCGUUUUCGAGAAUGGCAUCAAGAAAAUGCUCAUUCGUCAUAAGCGAACAACUAUUCUGGUUACGCAGAAUCUUCAGCUGAUUCGUGGUGCUGAUAUGAUAAUUGCCAUGGAGAAUCACAGAGCACGCAUUGUUGGCGCCCUGUCGGAUAUUAUGAGGGAUGAUGCGGAAUUGUACGAGGUGUGGCAGAAAUCCUGGAGCUCGCAGGAUCGUGUGUCGAGCUCCGGCAAAACUGCACGGGAGCGUUGGAAGCUAUUCAAAAAUGUUGCCAAACUCGGAUUGCAGAAGGUGAACUCCGAUGACGGUGAAGUAACCAUGCGCAAGCUCAGCUACUUGCCUUCGAAAUCACGUUCCAGCAUCUACGGAUCCAGUCUUCUGGCUCACGACAUUCCGCUGCCAAUCGAUGAGUGCUACGGCGAAGAGGUGCAAAUCCGCAGGCGACCGAGCAGGUGGAUGAGCAGAGAACGCGCCGGAAUGCUGAGGAUAAAAUCCCUACAGAGCGAGCCGAGCAGCAAAUCCCGCAAUCCCGUGAGCAGGAACAUCUCCUCGCCGACGCGCCUCCAGAGUGAAAAUCCAGUGACGGAAGGUGAUGAAUGUAGUACAAGCAAAUUCUACAAUCUCUUCAGGCGACUGUCUUCCCGCCGGAGCGCCAGGAAUGCGAUGCUGGCGACGCCGGAAGAGGAAUUCACGCCAGGAAAUCGUCUAUCAAGCAGACAUUGUCGCAAAGCGAGCACUUCCAAUUCGAUACAGAGCAUCGAGGAGGAGGAGGAGGAGGCAGAACUUGCUGUUGAGUGCAGCGAGAGCUCAGGAAAUGUGGCAAACUACGAGGAGGAGCGGAAAUACGGGGAAAUCCCCGUGCGGAUCUACUGGCAAUACCUGAAGGACUGCGGCCUGGGGGUGGUGGCGCUUUUUUGCCUAAUUGCCCUCUCAUGGCAGACCCUGAGGGUGCUCACGGAUGUGUGGCUCCAGUCGUGGACCAACACCAUCGAUCUGACCGCCCAGGCGGACACUCGCCACUACUUCAAUAUCUAUGCCAUUCUCUCGGGCGGAUGUGUCCUGCUGUCGAUGCUGUCGACGCCGAUUGGACAAUAUGCUGGCCUUAGAGCACGUCGUAAAAUUCAUGCGAAACUACUUGAUGCCAUUCUCGGCAACUCUCUGCGAUUCUUCCAGACGACACCGCUGGGUCGAAUCAUGAAUCGAUUCAGCAAUGAUAUGGCCAUAAUUGAUAAGAAAAUCGCUCCGACUAGCCAGCGUCUUUUGCAGUUUCUGCUCCUCUGCCUGUGUUCAAUAUUAAUUAAUUCCUUCAUCUCGCCCUGGUUCCUGCUGCUCUCCCUGCCCAUUUGCGCCAUAUACUAUGGCGUUCAGCAUUUCUACAGGAGCUCAUCGAGACUUUGGUGUGAUCCCAGAGAACUGCAGCGCAUCGUGAACAUCAUGAGUUCGCCAAUAUUGUCCCACUUCACGGAAACAAUUCAGGGUGUUGCGACAAUUCGGGCGUACAAUCAGGAAGCCCGCUUCAUGGAGAUUCUCUUCAGGCGAAUGGAGGCCAACAAUGUGGCGUUCGUAAUUUUAAACACGAGCAAUCGGUGGCUGGGAAUAGCUCUGGACUAUCUGGGCGGAAUUAUUGUCUUUCUCGCCAUUGUGACCGCAUUGUUUACGGCGCACAUUUACGCGGAAACAACGCUCCCAUCAAUGGUGGGACUGGCCAUUAACUACACCCUCCUGGUGCCGAUCUAUCUGAAUUGGGUGGUGAAGCUGCUGGCCGACAUGGAAAUGUAUGUCGGCGCUGUUGAGCGCAUUGAAUAUUACAUUAAAAGCGGAAGUCGCGAGUGUACAGAUGUUUAUAAGCCCGUUCCAAUAUCGUGGCCCCAGAGAGGCGACAUUGUCUUUGAGAACGUCUCAUGUCGCUAUGGCAGUCUCGGGCAAGAUAUCAUCGCAAAUUUGUCUCUCAAGAUUCCUGCCGGUCAAAGGAUUGGAAUCUGCGGCCGCAGCGGAAGUGGCAAGUCAUCGCUGGCUCUGGCACUCUUUGGCGCCCUCACCACGAGCGGCGGACGCAUAUUGAUCGACGAUGUGAGCAUAGCCGAAAUCCACGUGGACGAAUUGCGGUCACGCCUGUCGAUAAUCCCGCAGGAUGUUGUCCUCUUCCGUGGCACCGUACGUGAUAAUUUGGACCCACGUGGCCACUUCAGCGACAUGCAGUGCUGGAAUUGUCUCGAGAUGGCGCAGAUUAAGCAGCUCAUCCAGGCAAAUCCGGCCGGAUUAGACGCACAGGUGGAGGAGAAUGGGUCGAAUUACAGCGUGGGCCAGCGCCAGCUCUUCUGUCUGGCCAGAGCGGUGCUCCGGGGCUCGGUGUGUCUGAUCCUGGACGAGGCCACGAGCGCCCUCGAUCCCUUCACGGAGCGCACGCUGCUGCAGGCGGCCAACGACGCCUUCCACGGGCGCACCAUCAUCAUGAUCACCCACCGCCUCGCCACCCUGCUGACCUACGACCGCGUCAUCGUGCUGGAGGCGGGCCGGGUGGCGGAGGAGGGCUGCCCCAAGGUGCUGAAGGAGACGCGCGGCAGCAAAUUCGCCAGUAUGCUCCAGAGCUCAUAUCACGAAAGCACAUAAUUUCAUCUUUUCCUCCCGCACGACCCGCAGUAAUCAGAUUUGUGCCAUAACUUCAUUUGACUUAAUAUAAGGGAUGCCGUCUCCUCCCGCAUUAACGCACUCCCAUGGGUUACCGAGUGAGAAUAAACACGCCAUGUCAUUGGUGGAUGUGGCGGCAGUCAUAUCCCAGGGAUCAAAGGCAUUUCCUCCAGAGUUUUAUGUCCUCUCUCACUCUCUUGACAAAUCGAUUUUUUCCUUCGCCCACGCAGCAACUUUCUGGGCUGCGGAAUUGAGAUUCUAUCACAGUCGCAUGCAAAUUAGAUAUUCAAUGAAUUAUGAAAACAUGGCAAUGCGCCCAAAUCGACCCCAAUGGCGAGACAGUUGAUAAAAGCUGAGGCAACUCGUUACCUAAAAUUUCUAGCUCUAGAAUAUUCAUAGUGCAUGAGAGCUAAUUGCAAUAAAAGUUUCCAAGUUUCUCAACUCUAUUUAGUCACUGGAUGCUCGACAAAUGAGAAAUCCAAUUAUGUUAGAAGUUUUAGGCGCUCCAAAAUUGCUAUGAUUGUCAAUUGAAGCUGAAAGGGUUAAAAUAAAUAUCAUGAGUUUAUAGCUUA
This is a messenger RNA of Phlebotomus argentipes, 5562 nucleotides long. RefSeq names its product ATP-binding cassette sub-family C member Sur (gene Sur). Gene Ontology annotation, molecular function: ATP binding; ABC-type transporter activity; ATP hydrolysis activity. NCBI's taxonomy places the organism in Eukaryota, Metazoa, Arthropoda, Insecta, Diptera, Psychodidae. Gene Ontology annotation, cellular component: membrane. Gene Ontology annotation, biological process: transmembrane transport. The coding region runs from base 44 to 4972 and encodes 1642 amino acids. The record is from RefSeq and is a predicted model, not a curated record. The transcript has 19 exons.